Messenger RNA from Pyricularia grisea, 2008 nucleotides. RefSeq lists its product as uncharacterized. NCBI's taxonomy places the organism in Eukaryota, Fungi, Ascomycota, Sordariomycetes, Magnaporthales, Pyriculariaceae. Gene Ontology annotation, biological process: protein peptidyl-prolyl isomerization. Gene Ontology annotation, molecular function: peptidyl-prolyl cis-trans isomerase activity; protein binding. The record is from RefSeq and is a predicted model, not a curated record. The transcript has 4 exons. Bases 1 to 1953 code for a protein of 650 amino acids.
AUGCCCCGGAGCCGAAAGUGGGGCCGAUCGGUGCGGUGCGACGCGCUGCCAAUCAACACCAUCGCGAACUUUUGGCGCGGGACCAAAAUGGAACGAACAUAUGACGACGCCAAGUCGCUGAAGCGCAGCCAUUCGGAAACCCAAGAUGAUGAUGACAGCUCCUCCGACGAUGACAUGGGCCCGCAGCUGCCAUCCCAAGCACCGAAAAAGAAGCGCCGUGUCCUCCCAUACGAAAAGCUCUACACCUCGGCCCUGCCAAAGUCACCCCGCUACUCCAAGUCGCUUAUGCACAAGGAGCAGCUUGCCUUUGUGCUCUGGACCCCGAUCACCGAAUUCCUCAUCACCGUGUCCGUCGAUGGCGUCGUCAAGUUUUGGAAGAAGAUUGCGCAGGGCAUCGAGUUCGUCAAGGAAUUCAAGGCGCACGCGGGCGAGAUCAAGUCGGUUUCCGUCAGCGCGGACGGCCGAAGUUUUGCUACUGCAGGGCUGGACAAGACGGUCAAGAUCUUUGACGUGAUCACUUUCGACUUGCUGGCCAUGAUGCAACUUGACUAUGUCCCGCGCUGCGUCUGCUGGGUGCACAAGAAGGGCGCCAGGCUGCCCCUGCUUGCCGUCUCAGAGUCUGAAAAGCCGCUGAUCCAUAUCUUGGAUGGGAGGGGUGAAAAAACGGAGCCCAUACAUACCAUCAAGGGACUCCAUCGAAGCCCGGUAACUCUAAUGGCCUUCAACGAUGCAUACGACUGCGUCAUAUCGGCCGAUCAAGGAGGUAUGCUGGAGUACUGGAGACCAAACGAGACAUAUCAAAAGCCCGACAAUGUCUUUGCCAUGAAGAGCUCCACAAACUUGUUCGAAUUCAAGAAGGCCAAGGCGGUGCCUACCUCGCUUACAAUAUCCCCCAAUGGUGACAAGUUUGCCACGUAUUCUUCACCAGACCGCAAGAUACGAGUCUUUGAUUUUGCGACUGCGAAAUUGUAUAGGACAUACGACGAGUCCAUACGCACGGUUGAGGAGAUGCAGCAAGCCGGGACUGCGAUCCAAAAGCUCGACGAUAACGAGUUCAAGCGGCGGUUGGCGCAGGAGCGGGAGCUGGAUGCCCCUGCCCUUGCGGACAAGAUCAAUGUGAUUUUCGACGAGUCGGGUCACUUCAUCAUGUACGGCUCGAUCCUCGGCGUUAAAGUGCUCAACACGUACUCGAACAAGGUGGUCAAGGUCUACGGCAAGGACGAAAACUUUCGCGCUCUCAACCUGGCCAUUUACCAGGGCCAGCCCCAGAAGAAAGGCGUCACGACGGUGGCCAUGGCCGCCUCGAGUAACCCCCUACUGCAGGAGUCGGAGGUGCGCGACCCCAUCUUGGUGACCACGGGUGCGGGCAAGGGGCGCUUUUACAUGUUCACCAACGACGAGGACAUCUCCAAGACGACGCGUGACGUGCAGAACGAGAAGCCGACCAUCCUCGGCGGGGCCAAGAAGGCUGCCGAGAAGAAGGCCGAGACGGGCUCUUCGGCCAUCAUCCACACGUCCUACGGCGACAUUCACAUCCGCUUGUUCCCCGACGCGGCGCCCAAGGCGGUGGAGAACUUUGUCACGCAUUCCAAGCGCGGAUAUUACAACAAUACGAUUUUCCACCGAGUUAUUCGCAAGUUCAUGAUCCAAUGUGGAGAUCCAUUGGGCGAUGGCACCGGCGGCGAGAGUAUCUGGGGUAGGGAGUUUGAGGACGAGUUCAGCAGUCUGAAGCAUGACAAGCCGUACACAGUCAGCAUGGCCAAUGCCGGGCCCAACACCAACGGCAGUCAAUUUUUUAUCACCACAGAGAAAACAUCCUGGCUUGAUGGGAAACAUACGAUUUUUGGUAGGGCGGUUCAGGGAUUCGAUGUCAUCCACAAGAUCGAGAAUGCCCGGACGCACAAAGAAAAGCCGGAAGAGGAUAUUAAAAUCCUGAACAUUGACGUUUUCUGAAUGAGUAAUGUCGUAACAUAGACUCGCUUCUCCUAAAUAUAGAGGCCAAAAGAUU